Molecule: messenger RNA, 3963 nt
Organism: Aspergillus mulundensis
Lineage: Eukaryota; Fungi; Ascomycota; Eurotiomycetes; Eurotiales; Aspergillaceae
Exons: 9
Coding region: 1-3963 (1320 amino acids)
Biological process (GO): carbohydrate metabolic process
Molecular function (GO): carbohydrate binding; hydrolase activity, hydrolyzing O-glycosyl compounds
Source: RefSeq, a predicted model, not a curated record
AUGACCGCGACUUCCUUCCUGUGGCCGCUUCUGGCUCUGGCCUUCGCCAACAAAGCUCUCGGUCAAGCAAGUGUGACAGAAUGCCCCGGAUACAAAGCGAUCAACGUCGAAGAACGGUCUCGUGGACUGACUGCGGAUCUGACCCUUGCGGGUGCGGCGUGCAAUUCUUAUGGAACCGACAUUGAGAACCUGAGGCUUGAGGUGGACUAUGAGACUGACCAAAGACUUCACGUCAAAAUCUACGACGCAGACGAGAAAGUCUACCAAGUCCCCGAGUCUGUUUUCCCCCGACCCUCCAUCGACGACCAAGCCAGUACCACCGAAGGCACUCCGGAUCUCAAGUUCACCUACGAUGAGAACCCAUUCUCCUUCGCAGUCUCUCGAGUCAGCAACGGUGAAACCCUCUUCAACACCUCAGGGCACAACUUGAUCUUCCAAUCCCAAUAUGUGAACCUCCGAACCUCCCUCCCGCAGAACCCUAACCUCUACGGACUCGGCGAGCACAGCGACCCUCUUCGCUUGAAUACCACCAACUAUACUCGUACGAUCUGGAAUCGGGACUCUUAUAUGAUUCCUGCGGGAACAAAUCUCUAUGGGGCUCACCCGGUGUACAUAGACCACCGCGGUGAGAAAGGGACGCACGGGGUGUUCCUGUUGAGCUCCAACGGCAUGGAUGUCAAGAUUGACCAGGACUCUGGUGGGGAGCAAUACUUGGAAUACAACGUUAUCGGCGGUGUUAUCGAUCUUUACGUCUUUGCUGGCCCCAGCCCUAAGGAUGUGAGCGCGCAGUAUGCACAGGUUGCCGGACUACCGGCCAUGGUGCCUUACUGGGGUUUCGGAUUCCAUCAAUGCCGCUAUGGAUACCGAGAUAUUUACGAAGUCGCCGCGGUAGUCUAUAACUACAGUCAAGCGAACAUACCCCUCGAGACAAUGUGGACUGAUAUCGACUACAUGGACCACCGCAAGGUCUUUACGCUUGACCAGGAGCGUUUCCCUUUGAAUACAGUCCGUGCUUUGGUGGAUUACUUGCACCAAGGCGACCAGCAUUAUAUUGUCAUGGUUGACAACGCGGUGGCAUCUUCUGACAAUGGCGCGUUUGAUCGGGGUGUAGAGAAAGACGUCUUUUUGCGGAGGCACGAUGGUUCGUUAUACGAAGGCGCUGUCUGGCCGGGCGCAACUGUCUUUCCCGAUUGGUUCCAUCCGAACGCGUCCGAGUACUGGAUCAACGAGUUCGCACUGUUCUUCGAUCCCGAGACGGGGAUUGAUAUUGAUGCUCUGUGGAUUGACAUGAAUGAGGCGGCCAACUUCUGCGACUGGCCCUGUACCGACCCUGUCGCCUAUGCAGAGCAGAACAAUCUCCCUCCUGACCCGCCGGCUACCAGGCCGAAUCCGUAUAGCCUUCCAGGCUUUCCGACAUUAUUCCAGCAAGGGAUCACCAGUGAUGACAGCAACAGUAGCAUCAAGAAAAGACGAGCUGCUGUUACCGCCAGGCAAGGGCCGGUUAACAAGGACAAUGGCAGUGGCAAGAGACUAGGUCUGCCGGACCGCGACUUGAUUGAUCCGCCAUACAAGAUCGAAAAUGCAGCUGGAUCGCUGAGCAACAAGACGAUAGAUACAGAUCUUUUUCAUGCCAAUGGGCUUGCGGAGUACGAUACGCAUAACCUGUAUGGGACAAUGAUGAGCUCACUCUCCCGAGAGGCUAUGCUCAACAGACGCCCCGAGAAGCGACCCCUGGUGAUAACACGCAGCACCUUUGCGGGUGCGGGAACCCAUGUUGCCCACUGGCUCGGUGACAACGUCAGCACAUGGGCAAAAUACCGCGUCUCGAUCUCGCAAAUGCUCGCCUUCGCAUCCAUCUUCCAAAUGCCCAUGGUCGGCUCGGACGCCUGCGGGUUCACCGGCAACACCACCGAGGAACUCUGCUCUCGCUGGGCAAUGCUCGGCGCAUUCAACCCGUUCUACCGCAACCACAACGAGUACGGAAUGAUACCACAGGAAUUCUACAGAUGGGAGUCCGUCGCUGAAGCAGCGAGGAAGGCGAUCAGUAUCCGCUAUGUCCUGCUCGAUUAUCUAUACACGGCAUUUUAUAGGCAAACGGUAUCCGGGGAGCCGUUCUUGAUGCCGAUGUUCUUCGUCUACCCGAAUGAUACCAAGGCUGCCUUGAUCGAUCUGCAGUUCUUCUUCGGUGAUGCACUGCUUGUCAGUCCUGUUACGGAGGAGGGCAAGACGGAGGUCGAGGCCUAUUUCCCGGAUGAUCUGUUCUACGAUUGGUAUACGGGUCUCCCACUCCGUGGUAAAGGGGAGGUUGUGACGAUCAAGGAUGUUGGGCAUGCUGAUAUACCGCUGCAUGUGCGCGGAGGCAGCAUCAUUCCUGUGCGCACGGGCAGUGAGGGGUGGAAUACGACGGCUCAACUGAGGAAGAGCGGGUUCCGGCUUGUUGUUGCGCCGGGGCUUGAUGGGAAGGCUGAGGGGAGUUUGUAUAUCGAUGACGGAGAGUCUUUGGAGCAGGCUGCCACGGUGGACGUCAAGUUUACCUAUGACAACGGGCGGUUGAGCGUUGACGGGACUUUCAUGCGGCAGACGGACGUGCGCAUCGAGGCUGUCAAGGUCCUAGGAGAGGAAGUUGUCGAGCAAGCCAUUGACCUACCUCCUACUGGGCUAGAAUUGAUGCCGAACUUUAUGAGUACAUACUACCUAGUUCUCAAUACAAACUUCCUCCUUCCGGAACCUCCUGGCCUUGACUCCCCUCUCAAACAAGAUAUCCAUCUCAGCAAAAGUUCUGUCCUUGCUCUCGGGCAAUCUAGCAUAAGCCCACGCAAACAAAAGCACCGUAAUCCCACCCCAGAAGAACCCACUCGCCGCUUUUGUCCCAGAGAGCGACGUAAACCCAACGGAGAAGAGGAUGACAAUCAGACUGAAAAGACCGGAGACGUACAGACUGCGCCGGCCACACCGGGACAUCAGGACCCACGAGACCAGCGUCCCGACGAUCCCGCAUGCGUAUUGGCCGAGCGACAUAUUGAAGGACUGCGAUACGGACAGGCCGGCCUGCUGAUAGAAGUAUGUCGAGUAGCCCAUGAAGCUGGAGCCGCAGAGGGCCUGGAUGGCCCAUGUCACGCAGGUGAUCUCGGUGCGGCGCGCGUUCGUGCCGCGGAAGCAGGAGAGGUAGGAGGGGGAUUCUUUGGCCGCGAGAUCGGACUCCAUUUUGACGGUGUACAGCAUCAAGGACAGGGUCGCUUCGGUCUUGUCGUCUUCUUUCGGGUUCUCGGUUGUGGAGGUGGAGGUGGAAGCAGAGAGACGGGCAAGCACGCCCCGCGCCUCGUCCAUCUUCCCCCGUCGCAACAACCACCACGGACUCUCUGGCCCCACGCACACAAUCACCAGGAUAAACGGCAGCCACACCCACUGCAGCAUGAAGGGCACGCGGUAGCUCCACUCAUCGCCGCCAUCGGGGUUCAUCCGCAGACACCCCCGCAGCACCCCCGUCGCCACCAACUGCCCAACCACCCAGCACAGAUUCACGUACGUCGUCAGAUACCCCCUCAGCAGGACGGGACACACCUCCGCCGCGAUCUCCCCGACCAGCAGCGUCGGCAGGUUCGGCGCAAAGACCAGGAUGAAGAUGAAGCCGCCCAGCGCCAGGGACGCGCCGAACAUCAGCCGCCUGUACCCUGUCUUCUCGAUGACCAGGCCCGUGAUGAACAGGCCGAGGAUUUCGCCGACGUAUGCCCCGUUGCUGAGCCCGCUUUGCCAGGACGCGGAGAGCUCGUACCGCGAUACUGUCGUCUCGCCUGUGGGGGUUUGCGUGUACACGGGGGACCCGUACUUGGCGACGAACUGGGGGAAUGCGAAGAAGGAUUGCAGCAGGGUUGUGUCGUACCCUUCCAUUAUGAUGGCGAGGGAGAAGAGCAUCGACCACAUCACCGCUGUGCGGUAGGUGCGGAUGCCCUCGCGGAAGCCUAG